GACACCUAUUGGCAGUGCGGAGGUACUACAAGUAAAAUCAGCUUCCUAUACACACAGAAUGACGCGUUUUUGUAUCCGUACACCCACUUACCUCAACUACAACCUUCCGGAAUAAAGUCAAAGACAUUCGUGUGUUUAAAUAAACAAAAACGUUCAUUCAGUUGUUGACAGUUUUUUUACACAUUCCGGAGCAUGCGCACUGACGCUCUGUGAAAUUCGCUGUUCGCCGUGAUUAUCGUUUACCGGUAGUUAAUCUCUGUAGGGAUACGUAGUGUACCGGAGCCGUUAUGGCGGCGGUGAGUCGUGCGGGACCAUGAGGUGUCCGUAUUAAUCGUUAUUCUGGUAUUGGAGUGUGUAAAGAGACUGUGACCAUGGCUGGUGUUUUUGAUAUCGACCUGGACCCGCCGGAGGACAACGUGUCAGACGAGGAGCUCGCCGACGGGGCCAAGAGUAAUGAAUGCCUGGACCAGUGCAGUGGCUUUGAAUUUUUGGAAGACUGUGAGAAGUUCGAAAUCUCAGAGAAUAUUGUGAAUCAAGGCACAGAGCAGAUUCGUCCAGAAUGUUUUGAGUUGCUUUGUGUUUUGGGUAAAGGAGGAUAUGGAAAGGUUUUUCAAGUUCGCAAGGUAACUGGGGCAGAUUCUGGGAAGAUAUUUGCCAUGAAGGUCUUGAAAAAGGCCAUGAUUGUUCGCAAUGCAAAGGACACUGCUCAUACUAAAGCAGAAAGGAGCAUCCUAGAGGAAGUUAAGCAUCCCUUCAUUGUGGACCUCAUAUACGCCUUUCAGACAGGAGGCAAACUUUACCUCAUCCUGGAGUACCUAAGCGGUGGAGAGCUGUUCAUGCAGCUGGAGAGGGAGGGGAUCUUUUUGGAGGACACAGCCUGCUUUUACCUGGCAGAGAUUUCCAUGGCCUUGGGUCACCUUCAUCAGAAAGGCAUUAUCUACAGAGAUCUGAAGCCAGAGAACAUCAUGCUCCGUAACAAUGGUCAUGUGAAGUUGACAGACUUUGGACUCUGUAAGGAGUCGAUCCACGAUGGUACCGUCACACACACCUUCUGUGGAACCAUAGAGUACAUGGCACCAGAAAUCCUCAUGAGAAGCGGCCAUAACCGAGCUGUGGAUUGGUGGAGUCUGGGAGCCCUGAUGUAUGAUAUGCUAACAGGAGCUGCGCCAUUCACCGCAGAGAAUCGGAAAAAAACCAUAGACAAAAUCCUAAAGGGCAAACUGAACCUUCCACCUUACCUCACCCAAGAAGCACGGGACCUUCUGAAAAAGCUGCUGAGAAGAAAUGCAUCAACGAGGAUGGGAGCAGGUCCUAGAGAUGCAUUAGAUGUCCAGGGCCACUCCUUCUUCAGACACAUGAACUGGGAUGAUCUACUGGCUUUUAAAGUUGAACCUCCCUUUAAGCCUUUUUUGCAAUCAGCAGAUGAUGUUAGCCAGUUUGACUCCAAGUUCACUAGUCAGACUCCAGUGGACAGUCCCGACGACUCGACACUCAGCGAAAGCGCCAACCAAGUCUUCCUGGGCUUUACAUACAUAGCUCCAUCUGUGCUCGAAAACAUCAACGAGAAGUUCACUUUUGAGCCAAAAUCCCGUUCACCUCGCAAGCUUCUGGGAAGCCCAAGAACACCAGUUAGCCCUAUGAAGGCUGAAGGGGAAGACGGUUGGUCUCGGGGUCCACCCUUCCCAGAAGUGCCCACAACCACCUCCUCUCUCCUGCCGCCCACUGAUACGCCCAUGGAGGCGUCUAAUGUGGAGCAGAUGGACAUUAGCAGCAACAUGGAGGUGUCAGCCCCUCUCCCCAUCAAAAAACCACUGGGAUCCAACACGGGGUCCUUCAUGAAACCAGCUCACCCAGCGGGCGGCAGGAGACCCAAGAAUCGGAGGAUGAAUCAUUGAUGAACGUCUUAAUUUUUGUACUUCAGAAAUUUAUCAAAUGACCCAAAAGGCCUUUCUGCACCCAGUUUCUGUCACUUAAACACUUGUCCUCUCUCUACUUGCACCAUGGUGAGGUGGUCUGCUGCUUGCUAUGAAAAAGAGAGACCACCUUGCACUUUAGGCGACUCUGAGCAUGAAUUUCACAGUUUAUCUUUUAUAUGCCAUGCUCAUGCAAAACGUGAGGGAGAAUUCAUUGUAUCUUCUGCUGUAUAUUUGAAGUUUGGUCUGAGAAACUGAGUUUGAGUCACUUAUUGUGUUUUGCUUGACUAUGAUG
This is a messenger RNA of Sinocyclocheilus anshuiensis, 2208 nucleotides long. Its product is annotated as ribosomal protein S6 kinase beta-1-like. The transcript is spliced from 15 exons. Gene Ontology annotation, biological process: signal transduction; protein phosphorylation. The coding region runs from base 372 to 1895 and encodes 507 amino acids. Lineage: Eukaryota; Metazoa; Chordata; Actinopteri; Cypriniformes; Cyprinidae. Gene Ontology annotation, molecular function: ATP binding; protein serine/threonine kinase activity. The record is from RefSeq and is a predicted model, not a curated record.